UACAGUCAACAAGCAUUUUUCGUGUUUCUAGUGCCGCUCGAAACAAUUCUCUCGUAAAAUGGUUAGAAAAUUGAAAUUUCAUGAGCAAAAGCUCCUGAAAAAGGUCGACUUCUUCAACUGGAAGGAAACACACAGCCAGCAAGAGUCGAAAAUAAUACGCAAGUACCACCUCCAGAAGCGAGAAGAUUACACUACCUACAACCUGCUGUCCCGGAAGGUGCGCGAGGUGGCGCAAAAAAUAGCGGAAAUCGACCCGAAACACCCGUUCCGAACGGAGAUGAGCGGGCUGAUGCUCGAGAAACUGUACGUGAUGGGUGUGAUAGCGACCAAAUGGGAUCUGGAGAACGUGAACAACAUUAGCGCGUCGGCGUUCUGCAGACGCCGGCUGCCGGUGGUGAUGGUGCGAAACAAAAUGUCGGAGAAUCUUAAGCAUGCCACCACGAUGAUCGAGCAUGGGCACGUGCGGGUCGGUGUGGAGGUGGUAAAGGAUCCGGCCUUCCUGGUGCCGCGGACGCUAGAGGAUUUUGUGACCUGGGUCGAUGGAUCCGCGAUUCGUAGACAUUUGCUGGAGUAUAACGAUAUGAGAGAUGAUUUUGAACUGUAAUAAGGAUGAAAGAAGAGAAUAAAUAUUGUAAGCAUAAAA
This is a messenger RNA of Anopheles coustani, 643 nucleotides long. RefSeq names its product U3 small nucleolar ribonucleoprotein protein IMP3. The record is from RefSeq and is a predicted model, not a curated record. Gene Ontology annotation, molecular function: structural constituent of ribosome; rRNA binding; snoRNA binding. Gene Ontology annotation, biological process: rRNA processing. Lineage: Eukaryota; Metazoa; Arthropoda; Insecta; Diptera; Culicidae. Gene Ontology annotation, cellular component: small ribosomal subunit; small-subunit processome; Mpp10 complex. Bases 59 to 604 code for a protein of 181 amino acids. The transcript has a single exon.